AUGCAGUGUGGUCCCUUCAUCCUCCUGUCUCUCAUUGUGGGCCUUUUCAUGCCCUGGCCUGAGCUGCUGGGCAUCUCUGCGUCAAAUACAGAUUCUUUACCUGAUAUAUGCAAACUCCCUAAGAAAUUAGGAAGAUGCGCAUCACUGUAUCGAUACUAUUUCUUCAAUAUUGAAACCAUGAAGUGUGACCAGUUGUCUUCUGCUGGCUGCAUACUCAAUGAAAAUAACUUUAUGACUCAAGCUGCUUGCGUUUUUGAAUGCGAACGCUUUGAUUCUCUACCUGAUAAAUGCAAACUCCCUCCGAAAGUAGGAAGAUGCAGAGGAAGUUUUCUACGUUUUUCCUUCAAUACUGAAACCCUGAAGUGUGAGGAGUUCAUUUUCGGUGGCUGUGGACAAAAUGAAAAUAACUUUCUGAAUGAAACUGAAUGCUAUCAGGAAUGUGGACGCUUUGGUAAGAACAAAUAUUCUCUACCUGAUAAAUGCAAACUCCCUCUGAAAGUAGGAAGAUGCAAAGGAAGUUUUCCACGUUUUUCCUUCAAUAAUGAAACCCUGAAGUGUGAGGAGUUCUUUUUCGGUGGCUGUGGAGCAAAUGAAAAUAACUUUCUGAAUGAAACUGAAUGCUAUCAGGAAUGUGGACGCUUUGUCCGUAGGACUGGGCAAAUGGCUAACGGAUUCUUGUUGUCAGAUGAGCCGCACCAAUUCCGGGGAGAGGACAUGAGACUCCUGCAGAUGAUCUAA
Molecule: messenger RNA, 738 nt
Organism: Lacerta agilis (Sand lizard)
Lineage: Eukaryota; Metazoa; Chordata; Lepidosauria; Squamata; Lacertidae
Product: carboxypeptidase inhibitor SmCI-like
Exons: 5
Coding region: 1-738 (245 amino acids)
Molecular function (GO): serine-type endopeptidase inhibitor activity
Source: RefSeq, a predicted model, not a curated record